GCCGACCGCCCGGAGGAAGAGGAGGGCGCACGCAGCCUACCCCGAGUCCACACGAAGCUUCUGUGGCGUGAAAGAAAGAAACAAAGCCCCCGCAAGUGUUUGAGUGCGGGGCGGGUCCGAAGUCGAACACCAAGCCCAACCAUGGCCGUCGUCCUCCCCCUCUACUCCCCUCCCGCCCUCCGCCGGACCCCGGUGGCGCUCCGCCGCCCCCCGCCCCGCGCCGCCCUCAUCGAGGCCCGGCCCGUGCCCGCCGUGCGCUCCGACGGUCGCGGCGACGAGUAUGCGAUUCAGCUCGUGGAGACCACCGCCUCCUCCGCCCCCUUAUCCCUCGCGUCCAGAGACCGCUCCGAGGAUAUGCAGGCCGAGGCCCGGGCCAUGUCCCGCGCCGUCAAUGCCACCGUCUACAGCCCCCAGCUCCUCGCCACCAAGUACGGCUCUCAACCCCUCAAGGUAGUGUUGAGGACAUUGGAGGUGUUGACGGCACUGGGCACCUUUGGUUUCAAGCUGUUUCUGGACGACAGGCGUAGUGAGCUCGAUCUGAGGAAGCGGCAGAGAGCGGCAGAGCUGCGGGAGAUUUUCACCAGAUUGGGGGCGACAUUCGUGAAGAUCGGGCAGGGUCUGUCCACGCGGCCGGAUAUCUGCCCGCCGGAGUAUCUGGAGGAGCUUUCCCAAUUGCAGGAUGCACUUCCAACAUUUCCAGAUGCAGAGGCAUUUUCAUGCAUUGAGAGGGAGCUUGGUUUGCCUCUUGAUUCUAUUUUCUCAUCCAUUUCACCAUCACCUAUUGCAGCUGCAAGUUUAGGCCAAGUAUAUAAAGCCCAGCUCAAGUAUUCUGGACAGAUUGUUGCUGUUAAGGUGCAACGACCUGGUAUUGAAGAUGCUGUAGGCUUGGAUUUCUACCUUCUAAGGGGUUUGGGUUUUCUGAUAAACAAAUAUGUAGAUUUUAUCUCUAGUGAUGUUGUUGCUCUUGUUGAUGAGUUUGCACGAAGGGUCUACCAGGAGCUUAAUUAUGUGCAGGAAGGCCAGAAUGCACGCAGAUUUAGAAAGUUAUAUGCUGACAAGGAGGAUAUAUUAGUCCCAGAUAUCUUCUGGGAUUACACCAGUGCCAAAGUUUUGACAAUGGAAUGGGUGGAUGGUGUCAAACUGAAUGAGCAAGAAGCUAUUGAGAAGCAAGGUUUGAGUCUGUUGGAUUUGGUAAACACAGGUAUUCAGUGUAGCCUGAGGCAGCUGCUUGAAUAUGGAUACUUCCAUGCAGACCCCCAUCCUGGUAAUCUUCUGGCAACACCUGAGGGGAAACUUGCUUUUCUGGAUUUUGGGAUGAUGAGUGAGACUCCAGAAGAAGCAAGGUCUGCUAUCAUUGGUCAUGUUGUUCACAUGGUUAAUAGGGACUAUGAAGCUAUGGCCCGUGAUUACUAUGCCUUGGAAUUUCUAUCACCUGAUGUAGAUGUUUCUCCAAUCGUGCCCGCUCUUAGGAACUUCUUUGAUGAUGCUCUAAAUUCAACAGUAAGCGAACUCAACUUCAAAACAAUUGUAGAUGGUCUAGGUGCUGUUCUGUAUCAGUAUCCAUUUAAUGUUCCAGCAUACUAUGCAUUGAUAUUGAGGUCACUUACUGUGCUGGAAGGUUUAGCUCUUUAUGCUGAUCCAAAAUUUAAGGUGCUCGCUGCUUCAUAUCCAUAUUUUGCUAAGAGGCUUCUGACGGAUCCAAAUCCAUAUCUGAGAGAUGCUCUCAUUGAGUUGUUGUUCAAAGAUGGCAGGUUCAGGUGGAAUAGGCUAGAAAAUCUUCUUGUUCAAGGACGCAAGGAUAGAGAUUUUACUGCUAAAGAUGCUUUGCAACCUGUCUUGAAGCUAUUAGUGUCUCCUGAUGGGGAAGAGCUGCGAGCUCUAGUUGUGAAAGAGGCUGUUUGUGUCACUGAAGCUGUUGCCUUUGGUACAAUGAUUGAUGCUUACAAUUCAAUUCCGGACUUCGUGAAGACUCUUAUCAAUAAUGGCAAUACAAUUGCGCCCAAGCUGAGCGUUGCCGAACAAGAACGAAUGCUAGAACUUCGAGAUGGGGUGUUGAGAGUAUGGACCCUUUUGAGAUCCUCAGAUAAUUUUGACCCAAGCAUUUUGCAACCCAUUUUGCAGGUUCUCCAAGAACCUGAAGCUCGCAACCUUGGUGAGCGAGUUCUUGGAGGAUGCACUCAACGUCUUGCAGCUCGUUUGUUACAACAGGUUCUCCGGUCUCCAGCCACUGUUGCAGCUUCACAAUGAGAGGUUGGCAUUUCGAGCCAUGAGAAGAAUUGUAAAUUUACACAGUAUUUCAGCAGAAAAAAUGUAACGUGGCUAAAUGCUUUCAAUCGUUUUAUUUGUUCUUUUGUGGCAGAUAAAAAACCAACACAUGCUUUUGGGAUCAUGGUUAUUCAUCAUAAUUCAUACGCAUAUAUGCAUGAGCUUCGUAGAA
Messenger RNA from Elaeis guineensis (African oil palm), 2437 nucleotides. Its product is annotated as protein ACTIVITY OF BC1 COMPLEX KINASE 3, chloroplastic. The record is from RefSeq and is a predicted model, not a curated record. Lineage: Eukaryota; Viridiplantae; Streptophyta; Magnoliopsida; Arecales; Arecaceae. Gene Ontology annotation, molecular function: protein kinase activity; ATP binding. Gene Ontology annotation, biological process: protein phosphorylation.